AGAGUGGAGGGAAAGGAGCGCGUGCUACCGGGAGAGAGAGAGAGGGAACAGGGCAGAGCGUCUGAGCGCAGACACGCACAGUUGUGGGAGGACAGCGGAGAGGCACCACGUUUCUUUCUGCCUACCAGCUUUACGCACGCAGAUCGAGCUGCUCGGAGAUCCUGCGUUGUCUUUUGCGCAUGAACGGACCAUUACCGGGAAACUAGAUCGGAACACAUUUAAUUUCCUUACCAAGAAAAUGCGCCUGAAGAUAUUUGCAUAAAACAAUUGGAAAUAUUUUUAAUCCAAGGAGGAAAGACGCGAGUUACUUUUCCCCGUUUCCGUCGCAGUUAGCGCUCUCUGAUGAUCUUUUUGGUUUCUAGUUAAUUUAAAACGCACAAUUUUCUUUAUUUACUCUGCUGAUCUGUUUCCCUGCGCUGCCGACUGUGCGCACAGCAAUGGAUUGUAAACCGUGUUUAGAGUUCAAAUUGCGUUUCUAGACAAGUUGCUCUGGUUGAGGAGAAGUGGCGGCACGCACUCACACUGCAUGAACUGUUUAUUUUCUCCGGCGUGUUAUUCUUAGAGAGUCGGGUGAACGCUGUCCGGCUUUUGGAUUUUGGACACAACCGUGUUGCACGUUAGAAAAACAGAUAACUGUGGAAACGGUCAGGGAAGUGCGACUUGGAGCCGUGUGUCAGCAAAUAAAACCACACAGGAGGAGAAGACGUGUUUUAUUCUGAGGGAGAAAGAUGGAUUUAUUCGUUUGGCUCUGUGGAUGUAUUUUGGCUCUUCUGUUACCUUCAGCGGUAAAAGCCGGGGAAGGAGCAUCUGAACCAUGCGGCGGCAAUUUAGAUGCAAGCGAUGCGGGCUACAUCACCACCCCCGGCUACCCUCUGGAGUAUCCACCUCACCAGAACUGCCGCUGGGUCAUCACGGCCCCUGAGUCUUCGCAGCGCAUCGUCCUGAACUUUAACCCGCACUUUGAAAUAGAGAAACUGGACUGCAGGUAUGACUAUGUAGAGAUCCAUGACGGGAACUCAGAGUCAGCUGACCUACUGGGGAAGCACUGCAGCAACAUCGCCCCCCCGCCGAUCAUAUCCUCAGGGCCUGCGCUCCACAUCAAGUUUGUGUCAGACUACGCCCACCAGGGGGCGGGGUUCUCGCUCCGCUAUGAAAUCUUCAAAACUGGUUCAGACUGUUCCCGUAACUUUACCAGUCCCUCGGGCCUCGUCGAGUCCCCGGGAUUUCCCGACAAAUACCCCCACAACCUCGAGUGCGCCUUCAUCAUCAUUGUCCCGCCCAGAAUGGAUGUCACCCUCACCUUCCUCACCUUUGACCUGGAGAACGAUCCCCUGCCAGGUGGAGAUGGAGACUGCAAGUACGACUGGCUGGAAGUUUGGGACGGGCUCCCGGGAGUGGGCCCUCUGAUCGGUCGAUACUGUGGGACCAGGGUGCCUCCCGAGAUCCAGUCAUCCACUGGGAUCCUCUCUCUGUCCUUCCACACGGACAUGGCUGUGGCUAAAGAUGGCUUCUCGGCUCGCUAUAACAUGACGCACAAGGAAGUCAGCGAGACCUUCCACUGCAGUAACGCGUUCGGCAUGGAGUCAGGAAAGAUCACCGACGACCAGAUCGCGGCGUCGUCGACCUUCGCCGACGAACGCUGGCUGCCGCGACAGGCCCGACUCAAUUACAACGAUAACGCGUGGACGCCCUCGGACGACAGCAACAAGGAGUACAUACAGGUGGACCUCCAUACUCUGAAGGUGCUUACCGGCAUUGCCACACAGGGCGCCAUUUCAAAGGAAACGCAGAAGAAUUACUUUGUUACCUCCUUCAAGCUAGAGGUCAGCACGAACGGAGAAGACUGGAUGAUCUACAGACACGGCAAAAACCAUAAGGUUUUCCAUGCCAACGCUGACGCCACGGAGGUGGUCCUCAAUCGAAUCCCACAGCCGGUCCUGGCCCGCUUCGUGCGGAUUAAACCUCAGACGUGGAAGAACGGCAUUGCGCUGCGGUUCGAGCUCUACGGCUGUCAGAUCACGGAUGCCCCCUGCUCAGAGCUGCAGGGCAUGUUGUCUGGGUUGCUUCCUGACUCGCAAAUCACUGCGUCCUCCAUGAGGGACAUCCACGGCUCCAUGGGGGCCGCCAGGCUGGUGGCCAGUCGAUCAGGCUGGUUUCCCAACCCAACGCAACCCAUAGUUGGAGAAGAGUGGCUGCAGGUGGACCUCGGUGUGCCCAAGAUGGUGCGUGGCAUUAUUACCCAAGGUGCACGAGGCCUGGAGGGCAGUGCGGAGAACAGAGCAUUUGUCAGGAAGUACAAACUGGCUCACAGCUCGAAUGGCAAAGACUGGACCUACAUCACUGACAGCAAGACUGGGUUUGCUAAGAUCUUUGAGGGCAACGGCCACUACGAUACUCCCGAGGUGCGGAGGUUUGACGAGAUAGUGACUCAGCACAUCCGAGUCUUUCCAGAGAGAUGGUCGCCCGCCGGGAUCGGCAUGAGGAUGGAGGUUCUCGGCUGUGACCUGCCCGAAACCACCACUGUACCUGACACUGUGACCCCCACCACACCUAGAGUGGAACAGACAACCUCUGUGAUGAGAUCUGCCACCACUCCGCCCCUGUCGGCCGUGUGUGGCUUUGAGCAGAGCCUGUGCGGGUGGUCGGCUGAUCCCCAGUCAGGUGUGAGCUGGACCCUGCACACAGCCAGCAGCAGCUCCACUGUGCAUGGCGCUCAUGGAACAAGGCAGGACCUGGCACUGGGAUCAGAAAAUUUUUCAGGGAACUACCUUCAUCUUGAUGCCGGAAGCCACACCCUGCGCAAGAAAGCCCGGCUGCUGAGCCCCGAAGUGGGGCCAGAGCAAGGCCCACUCUGCCUCCAGUUCUACUACCAGCUCCAGGGAGAGGCACAGGGCAGCCUGAGGGUCCUGCUGAGGGACAGCGACCAGGGAGAGACCCUGUUAUGGGCAUUAAAAGGUGACCAAGGCAGUCACUGGAAAGAGGGGCGCACCAUCCUUCCUCGAAGCCCCAGAGAAUAUCAGGUGGUGUUUGAGGGGUUUUUUGAACACCCGACAAGAGGACAUAUCAGAAUAGACAACAUCCACAUGAGCAGCAGCGCUGACCUGGAGCAGUGUGCACAGCCUUUGCAUGCUUUACUUCCUGGCCUGAAAAAUCCCAGGCCAAUAGAUUUUGAAAAAGAUCCUGUUUUCAACCACAAGCCCCCCAUCAACGAAGACUAUGUGUUCCCAGGGUGGCCAUCCUCCUUCUCCACCCCCUCCUCCAACAUGGACCCCCCCUCCGUCACCUUGGUGUCAGAGAAGGACAAGGACAACGCUUGGCUGUACACGCUCGACCCGAUCCUCCUCACCAUCAUCGUGAUGAGCUCGUUAGGCGUCCUGCUGGGAGCGGUGUGCGCGGGAUUCCUCCUCUACUGCACGUGCUCCUACAGCGGGCUCUCCUCGCGCUCCUCCACGACACUGGAGAACUACAACUUUGAGCUGUACGACGGGAUCAAGCAUAAAGUUAAGAUGAACCAGCAGAGGUGCUGCUCAGAGGCAUGAGAACUCAGAGGGGAACUCUGGAGAGUGAUGGUGGGGGAAGACGCGAGCCCCCGCAAGUCAUCUUGUUCUCAGACAAUUUGAAAACGAAGCACUAUCUGUAAUCUCGACCCCCGUGUCCCCUACCUAAUGCCCCGCUAACCCCUUGCUCUGAUGUCUAACGGGGUGAACCCGGAGUUUCCCCGAUUGUCUAUGUGCCAGUGGGAACUUGUGAUCUUUAUCUCCCCUACAUGCUACGAGGCCUAAACUAGGGGAACAUGUGACCCCCGUCUCCCCCCGCCUAUAGUCCAUUUUCUCCUCUGCCUGCAGGAGACAGCCUGCUCGAUUAUAAAAGCCUGUGAUUGAAUGAAGGAAUGAAAAAAAAAGAGUAUUAAUGAUUGAUCUACCAUUGAAUAUUACCCACGAGCCACUGGGAUGACAUCGAGAAGAAUGGACUACAGCACCUGUGACAGUCUGGACAUUUGGACUACAAAUGGCAGCACAGUCUGGGCUAAAAUGUUGGGAUUCUUGAUGAAGAAAGGAAUUUGAUGAUCCGCCCUCGUGACUGACGCAGACGUGAAACUUCAGCGCGAACAGCAGAAGCAUGUUCCACAGGGCACCAGUGGGUGGGUUCAGUGGGUCAUUUUUGACUGAAAUCAACACAUAUCAAGUGAAUGCCUAACCCCCCCCCCCCUCCAAAAAAAGUUAAAAAAGAUAUUGAACCACACAACUCAAAUGAUCUAGAUUUCUAAUGGCAAAGAAGGAAAGGAGUAUGAAAAAGGACAUUUUCUUUUUUUUGGUUUGUUUCUGAAAGUGUUGGAUAUGAGUUCUGUGAGUUUUUAACGUCCAUUAGCCUGCCAUGUGGCGCUCGCUCGCUCCUUUGUCUGCCCCGGUCUGCGCUUCGUGAAACCAGUGGCAUAGAAGAGUAAUGGUGACUGUUUUUGUUCUGUUUUAGACUUGUGUCUCUUUGGGAAAAAAAGGUAAAGAAAAGCCAGCUUCAGUUCGUAGCCGCCCUGUAGAGCUCUUAUGCCAUUUUUUUAGCCUUUUAUUUUAGCAUUGUGUUGGACUCCACGGUCUUACGUGUUCUUUCAGUCCUUUACUAGCUAUUUUGGCCUAUUUUCCAUUACAGAUUAUGAGUCUUUACAAAGAGUAGAGGAAAGAUAAAGUAAGGCAGAAAAUCAGAGGUUUAUCAAAAUCUAACAUGCUGUUAUGGAGUCGUGCUUUAGAUUCAGUAUUCUAGAGUUUGUUUUUGGUAUAUAUCUCUAUUUUUUUGCUUUCCAAACUGUACGAUGCCCAAAUGAUGGACAGACACUGUGUGAAGAAAAUGUCAGUGAUUGUUUUAUUGCAACCUAUGGAUUGCCAAAGAGCCUUGUAUGUGCACGGUAGGGCUGCGGGGAUUAAGAGCGAUGAGUCGUCACGCCGCUUAUCCACCACUUUACCCUUCUAAACAAAGGCCGCUCAAAGAUGAAAGGCGAAAGAAAGACUACAGGAGGAGAACGGAAAUCGCACUGUCGACUUUUUCGGACACACAAUCGAGCCUUAAGCUAACUACAGUAUACGCUGUAUCGGAGGACAGCCAUCGAGGAGGGCCAGUGCUGCUGGAGAGACUGAUAAACAGGAGGAGGCACACACACACACACACACACACACAGGUAGAGAGGAAGACAGAGGCAAAGACAAAUAAAUGGUUGUGUUUACAUGCAAGUGCCAAAUGUGUUAUUCAAAAAAAAUACCAAGCAAUCGAUCAUUUAGCCUAAACUGAGCCUUUCUUACCUUUCUUAAAGGUAUCUUCGACAGCUGAUAGCAUCCCAGGUGUGUUUCUGCUGUUGUGUUUCUAUUUUGUUUGUAUUUCAUGCACGCAAUUGAGUCACAAAAUAAAGAAAUGUUAUUGGUGGCAAAACAUUUAGUGAGACUGCAAAAGAAAAAGCAGGUAAACGUGCAAAUUUGACAAAAAACACAGGUUUUACUUUGUGAUGCAACACGUGAAAAGCAGGAUAAAGAUGCAGCUUCUAUCACAGGUUUAAUCAUUUAUGAAAGUGCUGCAAAUGAAUAUCUAACCGAAUCAACGCCCAGUAAUUUGUUUGACAUUUCUAAAAAGAAACCAUGUUUGGUUGGAGUCCUGCCGACUCGAGGUCGGCUUUAAUAUUCCCCGAAGUGCUCUAACAAAAAAACACUGAUGUUAAAAAUAUCUGCAAACCUUGUGUUCAGACAGAGAAAAGUUUGGGGAAAUAUAGAUUUUUCUAAUGCAAACUUCACUUGUGUUAUUUAAGAAAUUACUGAGCAUAAUUAAUAUUUUUUAAUAGAAGAAAAUCCAUCCACAAAGUUUCAACUGGGAACAUUAAAUCAACUUUAAUUAAAUUAAUAUCCAAUCCAGUUAUUCUGUGCAUGUGAGCGUAUCCAAAGACUGCGAAAGUAAAGAGCAAACAAAAUAAAAGAUAGAAGAUGAGCGUGAGGAGGACAGGUGGACGAUGAGAGACACACACGACUUCAGACUGGAGGACUAAACGUUGAACUCCGCCUCUUUCUUUUACAGAUGAAACCUUAAUCCUAGGAAGUAGGUUUUGAUUUUAUUUUGAACCUGUGAAAUAUCACGUUGUUAUCUUCUACGGUGUAAACUCAAAGAGCAGAGGAAACGGGGGGGAUGUAGGAGGAGAACGUGUCGCGCUCGGUGCAUCUUUGCCUGCAGCCCCCGUUCUUUCUCUCUGUCUUCCUCUCUCCUCUUUCAAGGGCACGCAUCGAUAUAGCCAGGAGGCCUAUUAAGGAAACAAAGAAGAUGAAGGGAAUAGUAAAAGGUGUUGAAAGAGAGAUGAAGGAAGGGAACAAUGGAGGGAGACGGAGAGUUUUCUGUCCAUCUAACUGUGUUUUCAUUGGACUGUUUUCCAAGUGCCUUGGAGCUCUCUCAUUAUGUCUCUCUUGCUUGCUCUCUCUCACUCUUUCUCUCUCCCAACUGAUAUCUUACUCUCUCUGUCUCACACACACACACACACACACACACUGUAAACAUGACUAGAGAAUAUAUUGCAACAGUUCUAUAUAAACAAUGAGACACACACACUCAUGAAGUUGUCUCUCCUCCUGCGUGACUUUACUCACUCAUUCCUUCUGGAAGUCCACAUAGUAUUACCUCUUCUGUCUCGAUGGACACACACACACACUAAUGACAGACACACAUAUGUACACUACAUCAACACAAACCUACGGCACUGGCCAGAUUAUUCAAACUGUUGUUUGUAGACUUUGUACAGAAAAAUUUCUUUUUUUAAUGUUAUUAUUAUUAUUAUGAUUAUUAUUAUUAUUAUUAUUUAAUAAAGGCUAAACAACA
Maylandia zebra (zebra mbuna) is the source of this 6837-nucleotide messenger RNA. RefSeq names its product neuropilin-2. The record is from RefSeq and is a predicted model, not a curated record. Gene Ontology annotation, biological process: angiogenesis; vascular endothelial growth factor signaling pathway; axon guidance. Gene Ontology annotation, molecular function: vascular endothelial growth factor receptor activity; semaphorin receptor activity. Gene Ontology annotation, cellular component: axon; glutamatergic synapse; postsynaptic membrane. NCBI's taxonomy places the organism in Eukaryota, Metazoa, Chordata, Actinopteri, Cichliformes, Cichlidae.